GCUCGUCCACUCUUUCUUCUCACCAUGCUCGACAUCGACGACAUCAUCCAGAGCGAUGCCUAUGACGACGAGCAAAAUCACAAAUCUGCAAAUUACUGCCCGCCAAUGUCGCUAGGAAUCAAACCUGUUCCGCCUCCUCCACCACUACAACGAAAAUACGACCCUGUUUCUAUGAAAGUUCACAAGGUUGUGUAUCCUCCCAAGGAGAGCUGCUUCAGCCUUCCAAUCAUCUUUCCGAACCUUUCAGGCGGCAAUCUUAAAUCCCGGGUGGAGACUCAGAUAAGAGUCACCAUCGACCUUGCCCAUCCCACCUCUUCACCUGACCCGACAUCCUAUGACCGGGUGGGCUCCUGGAAAUACCUAAAACUACCACAGGGAACUGCUACGAAGCGCAGGUCGAGGAAACAAGGACGAAUCGACCCAGAUCCUCAAGACAUUCUUUAUCUCACCUUCAGUGUGAAUUGCGCUUCAGAGCCGUGCAGUCGCGUCGUCAGCUGUAGUUCAUGUCAAGCUCGCGAAGCCAAGCGCGUCGCUAAAAAAAUCGCUGCUCGUGUCCGACCUCCAGCACCCUCUGAUUCCGAGGCUGACGACGCACAACCGAUUUCCAAUUCCAAUGAUCCUUCCAAAACUUCCCCGAAAUUCAAACAUGAAGACCCUUCCUCUAUCAUUCAGUUUAACUGCUCGCCUCUGAUCGACUUCUCGAACGGAACUACCGUAUUGCCACUUCGUAUCACAUGUUACUGUCGUCAUCACAGGGAAAAAGUAGGAUUUCAUGUCAACUUGACCUUGGUUGACUACAUGGGCAGGGUAGUUGGCGCGGGUACCACAAAACCUAUCAUGAUCACGGAUGAUCAUAAGAGUGGAAAUCCGGCGAAGCUAUUACAUCAAACACAAGAGCAAACCGUCUACUCAACUCAGGUUGGCUGGAAAGCUCCUACUCCACCUGCAGCCACCGCACCUUCAAAGCGGAGGACCGCGAAGGAUACCAACAACUUAGCAAAGGCAUCAAGCAAAAAGAAACGUGCCACACCUUACGACACUUCCUUGAAAUCAAACCGUGUUUCAUCCCGAGAAACUAGUUUAUCUCUGUCAAGUGCACCCUCUCCCGAUCCCACAGCUUCCUCUCCGAUUUACGAUCACGAUGUAUCUCAUACACAGGACCAUGAAAUGUCGUCUCCACCAGAACACUCUCCAGCGACAUUAUUCGGGCAAAUCUCUGCUGCGACUCCACCGUCAUCAUCUGAAACUCCGUCCCUCAACUACAGCUACGGAUGCACUUCACAUUCACAGGACUCGCAAUCAGAAUCGUCGCCCGAUGGUUUGAUAACCCCCACUGACCUUGGUCCAGCUCCGACACUCUCUCUUGAUGUCGCCAUGCUCAACGAACAGAUGUCUGACACCGACCUUUUCUCAUCGAGUCCUCAAGGAGUUACCAACUCAACCAAUCAUCUUCUACCCUUCCUCUCACUCUUUUCCUCUCUUCCACACAAUCCGAACGCUACUGCAUUACCCUCACCUCCCCCACCCGUAAUUCACCGUCUUAUUCCUUCGUGCGGUCCUACACAUGGUGGAAUUGAAGUAACUGUUUUAGGCGCGAACUUCCAUAUGGCGUUGGUGAACGAGUUAACGUGUGUGUUUGGUGGAGUCGAGGCUACCAGUACCACAAGAUGGAGUGAUAAUGCACUGGUCUGUGUUCUGCCACCGCGGGCGCAGCCAGGUGUUGUAGAAGUCGAAGUUAGAGUUGGGGGCGAAGAAAAACGCGAGGAUGCGCAAGGGCAACAACCCACACUUUUCACCUAUUCUGACGAGAGCGACAGGGCGUUAAUGGAGUUGGCGCUACAAGUUGUAGGUCUCAAGAUGACCGGGAAGAUCGAGGACGCAAAGAACGUUGCAAUGAGGAUUGUUGGCGCCGAUAUCAGCAAUAAUUCCUCUUCAUUGAACACUGCCCAUGAUAAUACUUUGAACGGUGGAGUCGCCAGUACUCUUCUCACCGCGACUUCCGACUUUGAGUCGCUUGUUAUUAAGUUCCUCUCUUUGCUUGAUAUUGCUGUUGAGCCCUCUGCAAACCCUAAGGUGUCGACGCACCAAGCCCUCCGUCACUCUACACAAGCCGGUCAGACGCUUCUUCAUUUCGCCGCAUUUGUUGGCUAUCCAAAAUUGCUUCAAUUCCUUUCUGACAGAUGGGAAGGAGAUGGAGAGAUAGACAAGAGGGAUAAAAAUGGAAUGAGCGCACUUCACUUCACUUUCUUGCGUCUUGGUGGGAGUCCUCAAGACAGGGAAAGAAGGAUAGAGUGUGCGAAAAUAUUACUCAAUGCCGGCGCAGAUCGAGAGGUAGUGGAUGCUCUUGGAAGGACUGCAGAAGAAAUCGGCGGCGAAGCUGUUGCUGAUAUUUUGCGUAAAGUCCUGGAGGGUGUUGUUGCGCAAAGGGAUACGAUCGAGGAUGCGGAAGCUGAGCACAGCCAUCUUUCGCCAGUCGUGGAAGACGGAGACGAAUGGUGGGGAGAUGCCGAGGAUGAUGACGUCGAGUAUGCAGAGAUCGGAUCUGUCAGAGAUAGAGUGAGGAAGAGGAGACAAUUAAGGAGAGCGUGUAAGGAGAAGGAUCAGGCUACAGUUGACUCAGCUCCAUCCCUCCCGACGAACGAGAAAGUGACGGAAACUGACGUCCACGGUCAGAAAGCCCAUGAGAAGGAGAAGAUUAGAGAUUUAGGCCCCGACGAGAAGCAGGCAUUGUCGUUCCUCGACAUGUUGAGCAGGACGAUGGCCCACCUUCCUGGUGCUCAUGCUCUUCCGUAUUUACCGGUGAACUUACCCAACUUGCCCCUACCACCGUUGGCAUUCCCAGUGAUGCUUCAAGCCCUUUUCGGUGGUGCAACUAAUACCGAACAAGCAGAAGACCCGGAUGAUACCGACAAGCCAGCGGUGACGAUGGGAGAGUGGAAGGCGUUAUGGGAGAAAUGGCUUCUCACAUGGCAACAGGGAGAAGCAGAGGAGGAAGCACCGCCAGAGUAUACACCUCGUGCCGAACCUGAGGAGUCUCAUCAACCUCAGCAGCUAGAAAGAAGGUGUCCCACGCCUGAGAAUAGCGUUGAAGAACCUUCGGGAUCGAUACCGAGGUUCGAGAAUUUACAGGAACUAGGCCCUCAGACAAGCAGAAGCGCGGCUAGCAAGAGAGUAACAACCGAUUCAUACCAAAAUAGCCAUGUAACAGAACAAGACCUCUCUGCCUACCGUUAUCAACCGAAGAUGAAGGCAAAGAAAGGGUUCAAAGGGGAUAAGAUGUUGGUGCUGUUUUGGAUACCCAUUUUGCUGAUAUCUCUCAUAUGGGCUUGCCACACUGGUCUCCAGUUUGCUAUACGAGCUGUCAAGUCCCCUGUGGGAUGGAGUUUUAAUAAGAUUGUUGCUGAGCAUUAGGACCUCCCUUUCCUUUUCCGUUCUUCUAUCAUUAUACUUCAAGGAUUUUCGAUUCUGUAGACAUUUCUUUCAUCACUCUAAGUCUGCUCGCGGAUUAACCUAUUUUUAUUCCCAGUUGUCUCCGUUAUAAUGAUUUAUCCUCUUUAAAGUUGUUGAGUUUGUACACGCCCAGAGUAGUAAACUAAGUAAAUGUAGUUAUCCUGUUUGCAGCCACGCCACACACCAUCAAGGGAUCGAGCUGUGUAUCCGUCUCGCUCUUGUCGAUGGGAACGGACAGAGUUGUUCGCGCUGCCCGACUUGACCCCGGAUCGUCGCCGCACUUAGCUGUCAACGACAGGUCGAGCUUUUCUAUUGAUAGAAAAUUAGAUCCUUCCCGCCCAAUUAUGCAACAAGGGUGAACGUCUAAUCAUGGGUAGACAUCAGGCGGUGAACAUUGAAUCCCGAAUAUCGAGCGAACAAGCGCGCUGUUCGUGUCGCGCGCCCAAGCUUCGUACUGAAAGCGGGACUUGCGUAGUUCUGGGUAGCUGGUAGUGUCUCGAACCCAGAUUUGGUCGUGAUAGCCCGUCUGGUGCCUUCACUUUUUGGGAAAGGCCUGACGCUGACAACAGUGCCUACCACACGACCUCCGCGGGUCAUAUUCCAUACCGUUGACAUCGCUAUAUCUGAAUCUGUGGAUGUAAUGCUAGUAGGAGCCAUCUGGACGUUUCAAAUGCAUGUUUGACACUGUUAAACUGUUGACGACCGAGAAUAGAUCCUUUGCAAUUCACAUUUCAGAGAUGCGGAUAGAGAGGCGUAGGUGGAGUGGACAGAAG
Marasmius oreades (fairy-ring Marasmius) is the source of this 4223-nucleotide messenger RNA. RefSeq lists its product as uncharacterized. Lineage: Eukaryota; Fungi; Basidiomycota; Agaricomycetes; Agaricales; Marasmiaceae. The record is from RefSeq and is a predicted model, not a curated record. The transcript has 4 exons. Bases 25 to 3411 code for a protein of 1128 amino acids.